GCUCGCCUUUGCACAGUUGGCGUAUUUCUUGAACACAGGAGGAGCGUAGAACGACGACUAGAAACGCAAACAACCGCCAAACGCGCGAUGUAAGUCAACCGGAGCGUGCAGAGAGGAUGCAGGAAAGCAGUAGAAGGAGAAGAGGGCGAUCUUUCAGAACUUAUACGCAAGCAAUGUACGCGCCUAAUGCCGGUAGUCAGGCAGGCCGAUCAUGCAGGCCGAUCAUGCAAGACAACCUGAACCUAGCGGCGCGGGUGACGCGCCUCACAUGCACCGGCCACCGUCUCGCGUUUGGGGGCCGACAUGGGUGUAGUCAUCUGCGAGCCCUGCCAUGCCGCACAAAGGGGUUGAUGGCGGUGCUCCGAUCAGGCGCAUUGCUUGACAAUGCCGGCAGGUUGUACACAUGUAUCACCAGCAAUCUGGCUGGCUGGUUGGAUGAUUUGCUCGCGGAAUUGGCUUUGUCUUGCAGUGGCUGUGGUCGUUUCGUGCAGCAGGUCACUCACUCGCCCCGCGAAUGGUGCGAAUGCGUUGGGACAAAGAGCAGACCACAAGCACGGCAGCCUGAGGCGAUCAAAGAGAGUUUGGCCGUCGGUUGGCGACCAUUUUCAUUCAUCUGGAAUUCGAUGCUGCAUCGACAAACAAGCACGACGGGGAAUGCACCGCGCCACACUUGGGUGGAGUGGUUCGUGCUUGAAGUCGCCGUUCCGUCUCACCAAUGACGAAAGCGCUCUUGCCAACCAAUACAUUUACUUGACCAACCCAAACCACCGACCUGCCCUUCUACAACUCUUCCAUUCUCUCCUCAGGCCCCCAUAGCCCAUACACCUCCUCUCCUGUACCCUCUCACCACCACAAUACCCCUCAGAGGAAGACUCGCCGCACCGGACACGGCGCGAACAGAGCGCAAGGCCGCCGUCGCCGCCAUGAGUCAAACAGACAUCAUCACGCGCCCGCACCCCGACACGGGCAUGUCGGACUCCGCGCACAGCAGCAGCAGUAGCAGCGCCGAGCGCUACGCCCUCAACGAAGCCGACACCACCCCCAUCCUCCUCUACAAAUACCGCGGCGGCCUCGACACCUCCACGCAGAAAGAGCUGUGCGCCUACCUCGACAAGAGUACGU
This is a messenger RNA of Neohortaea acidophila, 1122 nucleotides long. RefSeq lists its product as uncharacterized. The record is from RefSeq and is a predicted model, not a curated record. Bases 117 to 719 code for a protein of 200 amino acids. NCBI's taxonomy places the organism in Eukaryota, Fungi, Ascomycota, Dothideomycetes, Mycosphaerellales, Teratosphaeriaceae. The transcript has a single exon.